UAGGCCUACUAAAUAUUAAUUUUACAUCUGCCAGCGAUUCCGAAGAGCAACCGCAGUCAUGUGGAAUAAAGUGGAUCUUCUUAUCAACGAUGACACCAACACUGUUCGUUUAUGCAGCGUUGGUGACAGCACGUUGUACCAAGCUGACACACUGGUCAAACUUUCCUCAUCGGAAAAGGUUGUGUCCAGUCCAAAGCUGUUCGCUGCACUGACACCUGCGAGUUGCAUUGUCGUCUGCGAUACGUCAGUGAUCCUGUUUGAUCCAAGUUUUCAGACGAUCUUGCUUCACCUGUUCUUCGAAACGUCAGUGGAUGCAGUAUGCACAGAAGGCAAUUUCCUGCUAGUUGGCGAGAGAAAUGGAAAUCUCAAUCUGGUCUAUGUUCCCAUGCAGAAGAUAGUCAUGACACGGGCAUUGCAGCAAGCGCCUUCCAAUGGCGAGGACGCCACCUACAAGAGUCUCAUCCUGAAAGAGGUGUCUGAUUGCUCAGGGUUGUUCCAACUUUUUCUGACCGUUCAAGAAGGAAUCGUGAUUAUGUCUGGAUUUGACUUGGGAAAGGCACAGAAAGCUAUCGAUGCCAAGGACUUUGGGAGUCUUAAUGAGCUUAAGGGCCUCAUCAAGGCCGACUUCUGCUCGACCGCAGACGUUCAUGAUGGAGACUGCAGUUGUACAGUGAUGGCUGACCUGGACAACAGGGAGCAGCUUCUUAUUGGGGGAAGGGGUGAAUAUUCCUUGUCCCAGUGGCGGGUGGAUGAGUGCUGUCUGUCCAACAGUUCUGCGCUGGACUCCUCCUUAGUUCCAGGGGUCAGGAAGAUUCAAGUGGUCGACACGAUCAUGUAUGUGUUGAGUGAAGAGGACAUGUUGAGCGUAUGGGAUGUCUAUUCCCUCGUCAUGCUGUACUGCUGGCCAGACGUUGCAAUCCAAGACUUUCUACUCAUCACCGAGGGAGACUCCACCUCCAUCGCAUCGCAAGACCGCACCAAUAUGAAAAUUGUUACUCUAGGAACUGAAAAUGACAAACAGAAGAGAAAGCUGAUGGUGCAGUCUCUCCCCUCGAUGGACAUGAUCUAUUCAGUAGAGGUGUCCGGGGUGUCUGCUCUCGUGCAGACUGGAAUGAACAUGGAUACAAUUUAUAUGUUGGAGAAAAUUGUGGAGAACCCAAAAAGGCGAGUUCAGGACAGUGCAUUGCCUGCCGUCGUACUAAGAUGCUUCACAGAGGCCCUGCCUGAAAACAGGUUCAACAGGCUUCUGCACAAGCACAAGUUUGAAGAAGCAGAGCAGUUUGCCAUCACCUUUGGACUGGACGUAGAGCUUGUGUACAAGGUGAAGCUGGACACUAUUAGUGGGAAGCUGGACUGCUAUUCCUAUGGCCAGCAGGACCAGAGUAGAUGGGCGGAGCUAAUCGAGGACGCCAAGGCCAGCUUGGUCAAGAUUACGGAUGAGCAGUACGUGGUGCAGUACUGUCUGACGGCCCUGUGGCCCACGAUGGAUGCAGCGGAGGAGAUGCUGAGCUACGCAGCCACCCGAUUCCCCUGCGCAGAGAUCCAGAUGGCCCUCGCCAAGCUGGCCACCUUCUGCAGCAUAUACGGCCUGGACAACUUCAAGGGAGCUCUGUGGAUUGAGUUCCUGAACAGCGAUGACUACCUGAAGUACAUCUUUGAGCUGCUGAGGUCUGGGAACAUCAGUGGAGCACAACACCUGUGGCUCAGACAUGAGGGUGAGUUUGUGCAGCAGUUUGACGAGGACAUGCUGAACUGCCUGCUGAGCUGUAUCCCCCUCGCCAUCCCCUCCAGCCAGCUCUGCCAGUGGUUCAAGGCCGUCAUCGUGCCCUUCGUCUGGAAGGUCAUCCCUGAGGAGCAGAAAAUCUUGGCAAGAUGGUUGGAGCAAAGGGCCCGGACUUUGGAACUGACAGAAAAGAGUGACUGGCCCCAUAAUGGCCUGAGGCUGGCUGAGCUCGGCCUUCCCUCCUUCAUGUCCCCGCCCCUGGAGGAGGGCAGUGGUACGGAGGCCGUAGAGCAGCUGAAGGUCCUGGUGGUGAGCCUGCGCGACCUCUGUGACCUCUACGUCAAGUACAACUGCAAGCUCACGCUGUCUGAGUUUGAGAUGAGCAACACGCGUAACAUGGCGUUCCUGAUGCUGGAUAAGGUGCUGGCCCCGGAGCUCAUCUCCUCUGUGAUCGAGAACAGCGUGCGGCCCUACGCUCUGGAGCACAACCUGGACUUCAACAAGACUCUCCUGCUCUACAUCAAGGACCUGUCUGACUCCUGCAGUUCCCAGACGACGACCAUCUUCUCCGAGUGGGAGGACAAGGCUGUGGCCAUCCUCCGCUGUAUGACCAACGCCGAUUUGAUUAUGGAUGCCGUCCUGGCCAUCAUGUUCAAGGCCGUGGUGCCCUGGAGCGAGACGGUGGAGAACCUGGUUCAGCAGCACCUGGAGAAAGAGCACCCCAAACAGGAGCUCCUGAAGAAGAGCUAUCGCUGCAUGGAGACCAAGAAACUGCUCAGCCACUAUGGAGUGCGGACCUUCUCCCAGUCCACAGACAUCAUGAUGCUGGUGAGACACAUUCUGAAGCAGAACUUGCCGAGCUCCCUGGAAGAUGCCCUAUGCCUGGCCAAGGCCUACCAGCUCAACCCCUCCGAGAUACACUACCUCUACAUACAACGCCUCCUGGAUGACGCCAAGAUGGAUGAGAUCAUGUUGCUGUUGAAGCAGAUGGACCCCAAGGAGGCUAAAGUGACCAUGCUCCGCUUCUCCUGCUGGGCCAGAGUCUUCUUAAGCGAGAAAGAUCACAUUUGUGAAGAGCAUAAGAAGAAGAAGAUGCUGGUUACCAAGAUGGCAGUGGAGGUCCUCAGCUACUUGCAGAGCGUGCAGAGGACGGAAAACUCUCCGAUGCAACAAGAAUGUGAAGAUGACCUCCAGAUGUACAUGACUAUGGCUCAUCUGCAGGAGGAUUUUGAGGUCUUCCUCACCCCGGGCGAGAUGGACAAGCCCAAGGUGUGUAAGCUUCUGGAGGAGCAGGUGAGCCGGGCGUACGAGAACACCAGGAGAGCCAGGCAGUACUCCACCUCCACCUCCACCUCCUCGUCCAGCGGUGGCGGUGACUCGGAGGCCGCUACGGCCAAGGCCUCAGCUCCCCAGGCGGGGGUGAAGACGGCGCCGACAGCGGAGAGUCUGGUGGUGGACGGGGUGGUGGACAGCCUGUCGGGCGGCAACACGCCCUUCAGCGAGGCCAGUGUGUGUCGCCUCGUGCGCCACCUGCAGCUGUCGGAGCAGGAGCUGUGGGCCAGCAUGGCACACCGAGCGCUGGAGGCCGGCAAGGUGGAGAAGGCACUCCGGAUACUCGGUGAGCUAUACAGGCAGUAUCAGAACGCGAACACGGGGGCGGUUCUGUUCUGGGCGGCCCAGCGCCUGUGCCAGAGCCUGGAUGAUGACGACCCCAUGAUCCUCCCGGAGAAGAUCGACCUCCCCGCCGUCAUCCACCAGCUCGCCUGCCAGGCCACAGCCACCUGCAGCUCAGACUUGUUGCUGGACGCUAUGGAGCUGAGCAAGAACACCCAGAGAGCAGCACAUCUGUAUAGCCAAUGUCAAAUGGAUGACAACUAUGGAUUUGUUGCUAAGAACACCAAGACUGACGGGGAGCAGGAGGACGAGCAGGAGUGGGGUUGGAAGAAGGUGUUCGUCGAGGAUGAUGGGAUUGUUCUGGAUCCGAUCACCGUUCUGCCCCUCCAGUACAAGAUCACCACCUGUCUGAUGCCCCUCCUCUCUGAUUCUAAAAUAUAUCCACUGGAAUCUUUCUCGCUGGCCUAUCGUCCAGUCAGUAAGGAUGGAGACUUCCUGAGUCCUCUGAUGACUCCGCUGGCCAGCAUGCUGCAGAGUCUUCAGGAGUGCAGCCAGCUGGAGCUGGGAAUGGGGCUGCUUAUCGAGUCCUACAUGGCCAUUCUGCACCAUGUGGCAUCCUUUAGCACCGCUACAGACCAGGUAAAUACGCUCCUCAUCGAGUCCUUUAUGGCCAUCCUGCACCACGUGGCAUCCUUUAGCACCGCCACAGACCAGGUAAAUACGCUCCUCAUCGAGUCCUUUAUAGCCAUCCAGCACCACGUGGCAUCCUUUAGCACCGCCACAGACCAGGUAAAUACGCUCCUCAUCGAGUCCUAUAUGGCCAUCCUACACCACGUGGCAUCCUUUAGCACCGCCACAGACCAGGUAAAUACGCUCCUUAUCGAGUCCUAUAUGGCCAUCCUACACCACGUGGCAUCCUUUAGCACCGCUACAGACCAGCACCCUGAUAGCAAGUGGCGGGUCAAGCUGGAAGAGCACAUCUCCCUGGUCAGGACGAGGGCCUUCUCAAACCUCAAUAAGAUGGUGGUGAUGCUGCUGCAGAAGAUUCUCAACUGGAGGAUGGUGGACUUUGAGCUGGCCAUCGGACUAUCCACCCUGUUGCCAAAAGCUGAGAUCCUGGCGAUACUGUGGAGAAUCAUCACCAACACCUGGCAGAACUAUGACAAAAUAUCGGACGUGGCCAAGGUUGGGACGUACAUCUGCUCCCUCUAUGAGGACGAGGACGAGCGGCAGAAGUUCCUGACGGUCAUAACGGACGCAGACUGGGGAAGCAAACUCGCCAAGCUGGGGGUGUCCAUCCAGUCAGUAUUCAGACAGUUGCCUGAGACCAAGAGGAACCUCAUCCCAGUUCUCGUCAAGAACAAAAACAUCACCCCAGAGAUCAUUCUGCAGUAUUGCAACACGUACGGCCUGGACGGAGAGCAGGCCAUCAACCUGCUGAUCACCACGCUGCUGCAGCAGGAGGACGCGGUGGUGGUGGGGGAGGAGGAGGUGGGGGCAGGAGACGCAGGGGGGGAGGCAGCAGGAGGAGCAGGAGCAGGAGGAGCAGAGGGAGGCGCCGCCGCCGCAGUGGACCCUCUGGAGCGUGCCCUGCAGGUCAUCCCACAGCUGCACUCCACACGAGACGUCUUCAUUAGCCUCAACGCCGUCAUACCCAAGCUUAACCCGUACAGCUAUGAGAAGAUCGAGAGGAUCCUCAACACCUUGGAGACGGCCAACGAGGGCACCACCCUGUUCCCCCUCAGUCAGAUGACUGGCCUCCUGCGCCACCUGAAGUCCUACCGCCGCAUAUCGCCCCCUACUGACCUGGAGAAGACCUACCUGUUUGAAAACGCCCUGGAGCUGUCUCCACUGGCCAACACGCGCCUGCCCUUCCACAUGCUGUUGCAGACCAGCCACUACUUCUGGAAGAUCAUAUCUCCGGAGCUAAGUGAAGAGACAUUCCCCACUCUCUUGCUAAUAUGCAAGCUGUUGAAGGUCAGUGUAGACAAGCUCUACAUGCUGGUCGUCAAUCACGUCUCUGAGAAGAAGCUGAAGCCGAUGAUUUUGGAGCGAGCCAAGAGGGGCCAGUCCCACACGCGUAACGAGGAGACGGAGGCGGUGGUCCACUCCAUCAUCCAGUACGCCCUCUGCAUCCAGAACCUGGAGCUGGCCGCUGCCACCGUACACAAAGUCGCCCAGGAGCUCACUGCAGGAACAGAGAAGACACUGUUUUUGAAGUUCUGCUGGAAACUUGGAGACAAAUACCUGAAAGCACCAAAUCUUGAGGAUGAUGUGCGCGUGCGUGGGGAGGCCAUCAUGUCCAAGAUGAAGCUGCAGUACCAGCGGUCGGCCAUUGAGAACAUGGUGAUGGCCAGCCAGCUCGGCUCCCCGGAGCUGCUCAAGCUGACGGGGCAGCCGGGACGCCUCAUCGUGGCCCUCUUCGAGCACAGCAGCGUGGAGCAGCGCAUGAGGAGCGCAACCGCACACAACUACCCUGACAUUCAUGCCAUAGCUAAAGAAAUUGCCUCCAUCAGUGGAAUAGAUCCUCUGAACGCCAGAAACUUCCUGCUAGAGAAAUGGCUCUGUAAAAUCGACUCCGAAGCAUCAAAGGAUCCCAACGCUCAGGAAGACAACAUCACAGACAUCGAGAAUGAUCCUGACAUGAUGAGAGUUGUGUAUCUGCUGCGCAUGCAUCCAAAGGAAACGAGUGCUCGUCUGCUUUGCACGUACAUGACUGCUGACUCCUGGCCAGGAGGAGCUGGAACGCGUCUCACUUUUGAGCAUCGGAGCCGCAUCCUCUACUGCCUCAGCCACAUCGCAGACGAAGCCACACUAGAGGAGCUCCUACGCAUCCCCAGAACCAAAGUCAAGGAGUACACGCAGUGCUAUGUCUUCCUGUCCCAGCUGGAGAAGCUGAAUAUCCGCUACACACUGGAGAUGUUUGUCAACAGCCCGAAGGAGGGCCUCAUCAAGAGCCUGUGGAAGAACCACAACAGAGACCCCAAGGCUGUGCGUCUGGUGGCUGACAUGUCUCUGGAGUACCAGAUGUACGACCUUCAGCUGUGGGACGGAAUCCUCCAGAAACUAGUGGCCUCAAAUAUGACCAGCUACUUGCAGAAGCUGUUGGAGGCCAUUGGAGCUAUCCCUUGCCUGAGAGAGGUUCCCAGCCUUCUGAGGACAUGGAGGAGUGUGAUCCUCAGCCCUUUCAUGACAGCCUCCAUGUCCCAGAGACCGGAGCAGGAGGCCACGUUCUACAGAACAUUUCUACUUAUCCUCAAGUGUCCGUUGCUCCUGAACCUGGAUCUGAUUGGUGUUGCCAAGCGCUUUGCCCAGUUCAACAUGCCGGCGUACUCCCUGGCAACCCUGCUCCUCAUCCCCUUCGCCCAGAAGAGAGAACAGCAGAUACAGUGUUUCAUGCAGUCCUAUGAUCCAGCCCUGAUCAUAGACCAGGUGAAGACACACAUGUGCACUGGAGAGCUGGCAGGAGUUCCCUCAUUGGUUAUGGGCACAGUCUUCUCAAAUCUCCUGCAGAAGCGUCAGUAUGACAAACUGAUCAAGAUGGCGAACUCCUGUGACUUCAAGGAGCACUUGGUCAAAAGAAGCGACCCAAAUCAUGUGAAGGACUUGAUGGAGUAUCUCGUCAGGCACAAAAGGCAGCAGGAUGCUGUCAGCCUCGCUAAGGCUUACCUGAAAUCAACGGAAAACAAGGUUGGGAAGAAGUCUUCAGAGACUGAUCCGGUCAAGGAGUACAUGGAGCGGACGUCUCUUGGGAAAACAGAUGAACUGUAACAUACAAACAUUUAAACGAUUUUUCUGACAAAUUG
Engraulis encrasicolus (European anchovy) is the source of this 7143-nucleotide messenger RNA. RefSeq names its product kinetochore associated 1 (gene kntc1). Gene Ontology annotation, biological process: mitotic sister chromatid segregation; protein localization to kinetochore involved in kinetochore assembly; mitotic spindle assembly checkpoint signaling. The coding region runs from base 59 to 7108 and encodes 2349 amino acids. Gene Ontology annotation, molecular function: small GTPase binding. The record is from RefSeq and is a predicted model, not a curated record. The transcript has 63 exons. Lineage: Eukaryota; Metazoa; Chordata; Actinopteri; Clupeiformes; Engraulidae. Gene Ontology annotation, cellular component: RZZ complex; kinetochore microtubule; cytoplasm.